AGUUGCACUUAGGUACAGAAGACUCUUAACACUGAAAGAAGAAUAGAAUCAAAUCAGUGCUACAGGUAACAGUGAAACGUAAGUAUUAAGCGCGGGUGACAACACAAUGUCUCAUAAUCGAUGGUGUGUUUUACAUCACUUUUACUCCAAAGUUGACCUGUAUUAUCGGUCAAGUUUAAGGUUAGAGGCCAGUCUCGAUCUUAUGUUCAAGUAUAUAAAUAAGUUUCGCAAAGUAAUUGGAUUAUUUAUGCGUCUCCCUUGCUUCGGUUAUUUUGACUUUAGUGAACUACCUACACCAACCCAUUUGUAAGAUAAAAUAAGUAGAUAAGAUAAACGAAUAUAUAGGUACGCGUUGAUUUAUACUGUAAUCAACGUUUUGUCUAACGUUACAAAAUGACAAUACCUGCAAUUGAAAUGAACAAGGUAUACCAUUGAGAAGGGGAAAACAAAAAGAAAACAUGUCGAGAUCGAACGACUCCGUGGUUUUAACGGUAAAGCAAAUGGAAGUCCUUAAAACAAUGCUUUAUAGUAUUGGUAUUAAAGACUAUUCAUUGGCGCUGUCACCAGCUGUGGAAGAAGGGGAAAAUUGCGCCGGUGCUGUAACCAAAGCCGUAGUAAAAUGGACUGGUAAAAACGGCGAUUCUUGCACUUCACACUAUAUACUCAAGUGUAUCACCUCAGGAAGUGCCUUGGAAAAUCUGAUUCCCUUACAAGAUUGUUUUACAAGAGAAAUUUAUUUAUAUUCCAAGGUAUUUCCACAGUUCACGAAAAUGGAAGCUGAACACAACGUUAGGUUCAACAUUUAUCCUGAGUUCUACACCUCACUGGAAACAACGGAGGAGAAAAUGUUGGCAUUACAAGAUAUGAAAGCUUUAGGAUUCCGCCACCAUAACCGCCACCAGACUUUGGACUACGAGCACAUUCUGUUAGCGGUUAAGAAUUAUGCUCGAUUGCAUUCUCUGUCAUAUGCAACUCGCCAUCAACAGCCAACCCUGUAUGAAGAAUUCGAGAAGAACACCCCCGACCGAUUUUUUGUUGGGUUUAAGUACACAGGGGUUCGCUCAGUUUCUGAACAUCGGAUUCUUAACGCACUAAAAGCAUUGGAUCCAGUUGUUGAUCGAGAAAUAUACAAUGUAUUUUGUGACCUCAAGGAAAACAUGGUGUCAGUAUUAACGAAUUUGAUCAAUUCGAAAAAUCAGUACCAAGUGAUCAGUCACAUCGAUUGUGGACUUAUGAACUUAUUGUUUAAAUAUGACCUGAGUACUAACACGCCAACUGACGUCUGUAUGAUAGAUUGGCAACAUGGGCGUUCGGAGUCACCGGCUGUCGACUUGAUUACUUUCAUCUUUUCAUCAUCGGAUAGUAAAACUAGGGAACGUUAUCAUGAAUUAAUCAUGGAAUAUCACAGGUGCUUAUGUGUAUCUUUAGAAAAACUGGGGUGCGAUGGUAACAAAAUUUUGCCGUUCAGUAUUUUGGAAAAUGAGCUAAAAGUGUACGGAAUAGUUGGUUUUUGCUUUGCUAUUUUUUUAAUUUACGUUUAUUCUACUGUUGACCAAAGACGACCUGACGCGCUUAACGAUGAUUCUCAUGCGGAAGGAUACUCGUUCGUAUAUGACCUGCAAGAGGGGUCCGAGUUUGAUAGGAGGGUUAAGGAAGCUAUAAUUGACUUUUGGAGGUUGGGAUACAAUUUUAAAUAAAGUUAUUGAUCUUC
Molecule: messenger RNA, 1711 nt
Organism: Photinus pyralis (common eastern firefly)
Lineage: Eukaryota; Metazoa; Arthropoda; Insecta; Coleoptera; Lampyridae
Exons: 3
Coding region: 459-1697 (412 amino acids)
Source: RefSeq, a predicted model, not a curated record